This is a messenger RNA of Dromaius novaehollandiae (emu), 3497 nucleotides long. RefSeq names its product Yip1 domain family member 4 (gene YIPF4). The transcript has 6 exons. The record is from RefSeq and is a predicted model, not a curated record. NCBI's taxonomy places the organism in Eukaryota, Metazoa, Chordata, Aves, Casuariiformes, Dromaiidae. Gene Ontology annotation, biological process: vesicle fusion with Golgi apparatus; endoplasmic reticulum to Golgi vesicle-mediated transport. The coding region runs from base 185 to 931 and encodes 248 amino acids. Gene Ontology annotation, cellular component: trans-Golgi network; membrane.
GCGGCGCGCGUUGCAAGCAGCCAAUCGGGGGGUGGUGUCGGUUGUUGUUGCCCUGCUAGGCGGCUGCGCGGUGUGAGCUGGGUCGUUGCUGUCGCCGAGGGAGGGACGUGGGGAGGCUCUAGGCCGUGGUGCCGCUUGCCUCCCGCCGCCCCCACUGCCCCGCGGCUCUGCAGCGGGCGGGGAGAUGCAGCCCCCGGGCCCUCAGCAGCCGCCGCUCUAUGCGCCCAGCAACGGGGACUUCACCUUCGUCUCCUCGGCCGAUGCCGAAGAUCUUAGUGGCUCCAUAACAACUCCAGAUGUUAAGCUAAAUCUUGGAGGAGGAGGAGAAUUCAUCAAAGAAUCUACUGCAACUACAUUCCUGAGACAGAGAGGGUAUGGCUGGCUUCUGGAAGUAGAAGAUGAUGACCCAGAAGAUAACAAGCCACUCCUGGAAGAACUGGACAUUGAUCUGAAGGACAUUUACUACAAAAUUCGAUGUGUGUUGAUGCCUAUGCCAUCUCUUGGGUUUAAUAGGCAGGUAGUGAGAGACAAUCCAGAUUUUUGGGGUCCUCUGGCAGUUGUCCUCUUCUUCUCAAUGAUUUCGCUAUAUGGACAAUUCAAGGUUGUUUCUUGGAUUAUAACUAUUUGGAUAUUUGGAUCCUUGACAAUUUUUUUAUUGGCCAGGGUUCUUGGAGGAGAAGUGGCUUAUGGCCAAGUUCUUGGUGUGAUAGGAUAUUCCCUACUUCCCCUCAUUGUCAUAGCACCUGUACUUCUGGUGGUUGGAUCAUUUGAAGUUGUUUCCACACUAAUAAAGUUGUUCGGUGUAUUUUGGGCUGCAUACAGUGCUGCAUCAUUACUAGUUGGAGAAGAAUUCAAGACCAAGAAACCCCUUCUAAUUUAUCCAAUCUUUUUACUGUACAUUUAUUUUUUGUCUUUGUACACCGGGGUGUAAUCUAGUUUAAGAAUGUGGCCAGAAACCAUAUUUUAAUCACUUGCAGACUGAUAAUGCAUAAGACUAAGAAGGCUGGAGAUAGUACAAGUGACUGUUUUGUAUCCAGUUGUCAAGAUGUUUUAAGAUCGAAAAGCAUAUUUGUGUAUAUUAUUUAAUGAAGCAAUUGUAGCUAUAUAGAUUUGUAUCAAAGUUCUAGGUUUGUUUAAGACUCUCUUCAGAUUUUAAUGAACAAAAUACAAGAACCUUGUGUUUUAUAACAAAGUGUAGCAAAAAUACAGCUUGAUACCUGUGCCAAAAGCACUAGGACCAGAUUACUAUAUUUGAGGAGAAAAAUGAGAAGUUAACUCUAACAAUCUCAAAGUGCAAUUUUUCUUUUGAGCUUAAACACAGCUGGCUUUUUUGGCACAGCAAAUUCUGUAGAUAAUAAUAUAUAUUUAUGAAACAGUCCUGAUUGUUCACAGAAUAGUCUGUAUAAUCAAGACAUGAAGAUACUGCUUUUAAUUUAGUGCCUCAAUUAUUUUGAUUUGGCUAUUGAGUUUUUAUAAAUUCCAAUUUGUUUUGAAAAAAUGUAUAUACUGUGUAUUUUGUAUCUAUGGCUUGCGUAUAGCGUAAAUACUCCUUGGUUAAGGAUGUAUAUUGGGUUUUUAAAAACUAAAAAUACAAGUAUUUGAAGUCUUCAUUUACUAUUUCUGACCAAAGGAGCAAGGCAUUUACUGCGUGACAUAAUUCUUUAAAUUGCUUAUUUACAGAAUCAAAUUAUUUUAGUUUGAAUUUAGAGAGAAACAGGCAAACAACUUUGUCAACUAUAGUGCUGGCUUAAUGUUGGAAAAGAAAGAUUCUAUCAAAUUUGUGAGAUCUUUAAACAAUAUUAUUUUAUGAUCACAAAAUAAAAAAAAUGCUUCCCUAACUAUGUUUUAUAACACCUUGUUCUGUUUUGUGUUUAAUAGCAUGGUAUUUAACAUGCAUCUAUUGUUUUCCAAAUACUGUGUAUCCAUUGUAAAGCAAAAUAAAAAAAAUUUGUAAGACCUGAUUCUCCCCCCAUUAAAUAGGGCAGAAUUAUACCCUUAGUAACAAUUACAGUUGCACUAACUUUGUCUAUCCAAGGAUUAUGUAAUAAUGUGAUGACAUGUUAAAUAUUUCCUGUGUACUGUGUUGAUUGCUUAUGUAAUGAUCCUUAUGGUAAUGUUUCUUCACAAAGAAACUCCACUGAAGUUCACUUUGCAUGGCACUAACUUUACUUAGUCAUUUGCAAGUAAUCUGCGUAACUUGCGUCCUCCUUAAAAAGAAAGCAUUCCUGCUAUCCUUAGUUUGCUAUGUUGGAAAUAAAAACGUCAACCAUGACAAGGUAAUACAACUUUGAUCCAUGAUGGACAAAUUUCUGCAUCAGAACUGUAAUUUCACAGCUUUUUAAGACUGCGUAAGUUGACAUUUUAGUAAUUCAUUUUUAUCUGUCAUUGCUGAUGGUAAAUAUACAUUUAAAUUCAACUCUACCACAAACCUUUAGCUUCUUCAGCCUGUUGCUCUGGCUGAUGCUCCUAUUGUCUUUAAACUUCUAGCCUACUGUGGAAGUUCUGGUGAAGGAACUGUGGAAUUACACUAAACCAGUUAUACUGGCAACUCACUGAAACCUAACUCAUUAGAAUUUUGACUAUUAUCUUAUGUCAUAAGAAGUGAGAGUAAAAAUGAAAUACCUAUCUGGAAGUGUUUUGAGAGUAUUCAUGCCACAUUAAGAAAUGCACGUUAGCAGGGUAUAAGAAAAAGUGCAUGUUAACAGUAUAAUUCUGUUUUGACAUUGGAACCUUGUAUAAUAUGGUCUGUUUUUCAUGGCUCUAUUUGUGUGGUUUUCAGGAUUAUCAAACUAGUGUUUGAAAACUAAAACCAAGCCAUGAGAAUUCACGUGUACCUACAUCAAAUCUUAAGAGCAAGCACACAUAACGAGGUUACUAGGCUGUCAGAGAGCUUGAAGUGAAAGCUUAAAAGCUUAGUUCCUCUUUGCAUAGUUAUUCAGUAGACAUUCAUAGUGGAUCUGUGCAUUUGAAAUGACUAGGAAUAUUGCCCAAGAGGUGCAGAAGUGUUCUACUUGAUCUCCUGCUGUAUUCUCAUCACAUUUCUCCAAGCAUCUUAGUUUCCUCUGUACUAACAUUCUGUGACAACUCGAGUUGCAACUUUACCUGUUCUUUUCUUCGAAUUUGGCAUGUGUGUAAUAUGCAAUGUAGAUAUGCGCUUAACAUAGUAUGUAUUUUAUACACAGUUGCAGAUUUGCACCUUUUAAUUUCAAAGUAUCUUUAGGUUCACCUUUUGCAUAUGCUGUGCAAAGAAACACAAACAGCUCUCAGAUGGUUCUGAUAGUUUAUUAUAACUUUGCAUUCAGUGAACUCAUAUUUUUAGAUCAGGUAUGUGUGUAAAUACAAGAUGUAUUUUAUAAAAAGUUUUGAAUUAAACUUGUUUACAGAAUGUAUAAAGCUUAUUUAUAUUUACUGAAUUAACACACAUAUAUAUUCCUAUAUCUGUCAUCAAUUUCAUGCUCUGAGGCUGUAAAUAAAUUUUGGGGAUAAUAAGUGUACAA